Myxocyprinus asiaticus (Chinese sucker) is the source of this 2596-nucleotide messenger RNA. It is a transcript of the gene peli1a, whose product is annotated as pellino E3 ubiquitin protein ligase 1a. The record is from RefSeq and is a predicted model, not a curated record. Gene Ontology annotation, molecular function: protein binding; ubiquitin protein ligase activity. Gene Ontology annotation, biological process: protein K48-linked ubiquitination; regulation of Toll signaling pathway. NCBI's taxonomy places the organism in Eukaryota, Metazoa, Chordata, Actinopteri, Cypriniformes, Catostomidae. The coding region runs from base 475 to 1803 and encodes 442 amino acids. The transcript has 8 exons.
UGGCUAAAAGAAGCAAAGGGUUUAUGGACUACAUUACCCACAAUCCCUUAUGUACCGCUCUGUGACGUCAUCUUUCACGCUGUGUAGACAGCAGCGCUGUGGUUCUCUGGGCAUCCAGUGAUCUGUCAGUGCACAGACAGCUGCACAUCUAACUUCAUUUCUUGCAUGAUUUAUUUGUGUUUUAUCAGAACAAACAAAACAACUGUUCAUUCAUUUAUUUCUAACAACUCUUGAUUGAGUUCACCUGGAGUUACUUUAGUUUGACGCACAGCUGCAUAAAGUCUAGUAGAGAAACAAACCUGAGAUCAUCUACAUUGUGGAGAGCAGCCGAUGAUCAACCACGGAAACUGAUGUCUAAUAGUUGGAAAGUGAUUUGAUUUGCUUUGAGGAAGAAAGUGUAAGAAGGAAAGAAGGAGGCAAAUCUUGAAAUAUUUCAGAGGAAGUCUUUGAAAUCUCUUGCUGAAGUCCAGACCAAUGUUGUCUCCAGAGCAGGAGCUUCUGAGCUCUUCUAAACCCGUAAAAUAUGGAGAGCUCAUCAUCCUCGGUUACAAUGGCUCGCUACCAAACGGAGACCGAGGGAGGAGAAGGAGUCGUUUCACUCUGUGCAAGAGACCCAAAGCCAAUGGAGUCAAACCCAGCACUGUCCACACCGCAUGCAGUCCACAGACCGCCAAGGUCAUCAGCAACAAAGACCAGCACAGCGUCUCAUAUGCACUAUCAAGGGUGCAGACGGUUGUCGUGGAGUACACACAUGACAGCACAACAGACAUGUUUCAGAUUGGCCGGUCCACUGAAAGCCCCAUUGAUUUUGUGGUGAUGGACACUGUACCUGGUUGUCACACAAACAGCGACACUCCCUUAUCUCAGAGCACUAUAUCGCGGUUUGCGUGCCGGAUCGUGUGUCAGAGAGCGCCACCCUACACCGCACGCAUCUACGCUGCCGGAUUUGACUUGUCCAAAAGCAUCUUUCUGGGGGAGAAAGCAGCUAAAUGGUGGUGCGCUGAUGGACAGAUGGAUGGACUGACCACAAACGGCGUGUUAGUGAUGCGUCCACAACACGGCUUCACCUGCGAGUCCAAACCAGCAAGUUGGAGAGAAAUCUCCGUCUGCGGAAACGUCUUCACGCUCGGAGGGACUCGUUUGGCUCAGAAACCCGGCAAAAUGGUUGAAAAUGAAUGUCAUGAGUUGGUUGAUGGCUCUUUAAUUGAUCUGUGUGGCGCGACUCUGUUGUGGCGCUCUGCAGAAGGCCUCGCCCGCACUCCCACCAUCAAACACCUGGAGGCGCUGCGGAGGGAGCUAAACGCCACGCGGCCGCAGUGUCCCGUUGGACUCCUCACACUGGCCUUCCCCAGUAUAGACCGCUCAUUCAGUGACUCAGCCCACGAAGACCAGCCCUGGGCGUAUCUUCACUGUGGACAUGUGCACGGGUACCACAGCUGGAGGGGGCGCCGGAGAGUCACGAAGGAGGGCUCGACAGAAGAAGAGGAGGAUGAGUGCGAGACGAAAGAGGGGAUGGAACUAUUGAGGGAGGGAGAGAGAGAGUGUCUGUUGUGUUGUACGCGUGGUUUGUACGUUCCGUUGAAGCUGGGCCGCGAGUCAGGCUUCUAUCUGGACGCAGCACCUCCGACGCACGCUUUCAACCCGUGUGGACAUGUGUGUUCAGAACGAACGGCCUCGUUUUGGAGUAAACUGCCGCUACCGCACGGAGCUCACGGUUUUUACCCAGCAUGUCCAUUCUGCAUGAGGCCACUCGCUCGAGACAGAAAAUACGUGAGACUGAUCUUUCAAGGACCAUUGGACUGAGUGUGUGUGUUUAAAGGAAUAGUUCACACACACACACACACAAAAUUACUCAUUUAUAAUUAUAAUAACAUAUAAUGAAAGUAAGUGAGACUUACAAUUACGCCUAAUAUCUCCUGUUGUGUUUCACGGAAGAAACUGAAGUCAUACAGGUUUUGAACAACAUGAGGGUCAGUAAAUGAUGACAGAAUUUUUUUUUUUUUUUUUUUUUUUGUGGCUGGACUCUCCCUUUAAGACUCUGGACUGCCAACCCACAUAUUCAACGCUCUACACAAGCACUAAGGCCAUCUGUUUUUCUGCACUGCCAACUGCUUCAGACCUUUGAGUUUGCACAGAGCGAAACGUUCACUGUACACUGUAGUUUACUGUUAAAAGUGACUGAGAUUGAGCUUUGCCUAUUGCCUUUUAAUAAAGAAUAAUAAACAUUCAAAUUAUAUUCGAGUUCAUUCUGUUUUGCUUUACCUGUCAGGAAUCUGUACUAAUACACUCAAAAAUGGUUUCUCUAAACGUGUAGGUGUGUACAACGAGUAAGUAAAACUGUAAAAAUGUUACCUGAAUUGUUCUUUUGAAUUAAUGCAUUCGGUAAAUUUAAAAUUAUGGUAAAAAGUUUGUUAUUUGCAAACUGUUAUUUUCUCUCAAUAUACCAAUGAGUUUUAUCAUUAAUGAGUUUGAAAUUAGUUUUUUUAUUAUUAUUAUAUUAUAUUACACUCAAAAAAUAAUUUAAAAUUUUUUGUUUUUAUUUAAUUUAGAUAAAUUACAUAAUUAAAUUUAAGGACUUUUGUUAUGAAAUUGAAAA